CAAAGUUCAAGGGGGACAAAUACUUUCGCAAGGCACUGUAUUUGUUUAAAACACACAAGUCCAGGAUGGGACGCAAUGUUCCACCACUCUUGGGAAAUAACAACUACUGACUGUACCAACUGCUCUGUACUUCUGACUAGAGGUCUUCACAGAUCCACCUUCACCCGAAUACACAAGACCCGAUCUAGGACCCGAGCGGAUCCGGAUCCAGAAUGCUAAAUGAUGUCACAGGUCUGGGUCGGAUCUUAUAUGAUUUCUACGAGUUUCGGAUCAAUGUACUCCAGUCUAAGAGAAGAUCGGAAAUCCUCAAAUCGAUGCUGUCCUUCAUGUACGCCCACCUGACCUACUUCCACCAGGGUUACGACCUCUUCAGUGAACUCCAACCUCUCAUGAAACAGCUGGGGGGACAGGUAGGCCUUUACCCCAUUUACUCCCAUUAAACUGUAACUGUAUCUCCACCUGGCCCAUCCGAAUGCAUAGUGGUUCUUAAACCUCUCCUCGGGGAUCCCCAGAUAUUU
Messenger RNA from Oncorhynchus masou masou (cherry salmon), 518 nucleotides. Its product is annotated as arf-GAP with coiled-coil, ANK repeat and PH domain-containing protein 2-like. Lineage: Eukaryota; Metazoa; Chordata; Actinopteri; Salmoniformes; Salmonidae. The record is from RefSeq and is a predicted model, not a curated record. Gene Ontology annotation, cellular component: cytoplasm. Gene Ontology annotation, molecular function: GTPase activator activity; protein binding. The transcript is spliced from 3 exons. The coding region runs from base 213 to 440 and encodes 75 amino acids.